Messenger RNA from Cyprinodon variegatus (sheepshead minnow), 905 nucleotides. RefSeq names its product guanine nucleotide-binding protein G(o) subunit alpha-like. Gene Ontology annotation, molecular function: mu-type opioid receptor binding; GTPase activity; corticotropin-releasing hormone receptor 1 binding. The transcript has 3 exons. Gene Ontology annotation, biological process: adenylate cyclase-modulating G protein-coupled receptor signaling pathway; G protein-coupled dopamine receptor signaling pathway. NCBI's taxonomy places the organism in Eukaryota, Metazoa, Chordata, Actinopteri, Cyprinodontiformes, Cyprinodontidae. Gene Ontology annotation, cellular component: heterotrimeric G-protein complex. The record is from RefSeq and is a predicted model, not a curated record. The annotation marks the transcript as partial.
GCAAGGUGCAAGUAAAGCGAAUGAACUAACGGAGGACAGAUCGAGCCCUUACCGGAGCUACCGGGAGGCAGCAGAGAUACAAAGCGAGUCCAAGCAGCGCGUCCCGGAGAAGCCGAACCAAGAAACGGGUCUGCUGUGCGCCAACCUCAGGAGGAACCAAGCGAUGCGAGCGCAGCUCACCGCCGCCCAGUAACAAACUAAAACCAACGAGAUCCGAAAAAGGGACGGAGGUUCACCGUCAGGAGACGCAAGGAAGAAGGGACAAGAAGCCAGCUGCGGUGGCUCCACCGUGCUGCUUUCCGCGCUGUGGAUCAAACCGAGAGGAUCGCUGAGUUAAUGCUUUAACGGAGCCUCUGCGCCCGGCUUGAGAGAGGGAGCUGCCCUGAGAGAAGCAAAGGGAUCGAAGGCAGAGCGCAGAAAAGGUGGAAAUACGUUCCUAAAAUUGAAAGGAUCUGUGAUCAGAUUUCUCCAACCUUCUUAAAAUCAAUCCACUGAUCGGGUUAUCGUGGAGCCUUGUACCCCUACCGCCAUCAAGCUGUGUUCUCUAACCAUGGGAUGUACCCUGAGCGCAGAGGAGCGGGCGGCUCUGGACCGGAGCAAAGCCAUAGAGAAGAACCUGAAGGAGGACGGACUGACUGCGGCCAAAGAUGUCAAACUGCUGUUGCUCGGGGCUGGAGAGUCAGGGAAAAGCACCAUCGUCAAACAAAUGAAGAUUAUCCAUGAGGACGGCUUCUCUGGUGAUGACGUAAAGCAGUACAAGCCUGUCGUCUACAGCAACACCAUCCAAUCUCUGGCUGCCAUCGUCCGCGCCAUGGACACGCUGGGUCUGGAGUACGGAGACAAAGAACGCAAGGUCAGAAGAAUGCUUUACAAAAUGUGUCGUCCAUGCACACACACUGCAAAAU